AUGGACGCUGUGCAAAGGGAGUUGGACGCAGCGCGUGCUGAAAUUGAACGCAAGGAUAUAGAGCUUGACCAGGCAUUUCAGGAUAAGGAAGCUGCAACUGUAGAUUUGGAGAGUACCCUCGAAAGUGUACGGAAGGAGCUGCAACAUGUGAAACAGGAGAAAGAGGGUCUCGCUGUUUCUCGAGCUACAUUGCAAACGCAACUUACCACGCUUUCAGCAACUCAGUCCACUUCAUCUACCGAAGUUGAGUCUCUGAGACACCGAAUAGAGGAAACUGAGAGGGAGAAACGGGAUCUCGUCACCGUCGUGAGCAGGCUCAAGGAUGACGGCGCGCAAAGAGAAGGCAAGCCUUUCUCUUUUUAUUUGAACAGAAUGGUCAAUUUACGAAGUACGGCAGAGGAAAUUCAAACACUUCGGGCUAAUUUGAAGCAGGCCCGUCAAGAGCAUCAGAACCUGGAAACUCAACUCAGAGAAUUGCGCUCUUCGGAAACUGCCAUGAAGUUUAAAGUCGACACGAUUUCGCAACAGCUGCGACUUGCAACGGAACAAGCAUCUCGUGCGUCAGAUGAACUCACGGCCAAAGUCGAAGAAUUUGCGCGGUUCCGACAGUCAAAGCAUGCUGAUCUAGCGAAACUUCAAGCCUCACAUGACGCGUUGGUGCAGACUCACGCAGGAGUUGAAAGCCAAUUCAAGGCACUGCAGUCUGCACAUACUGCGCAGUCUCAUCAUCUCACGCAGGCAUUGACUCGUGUGCAAACAUUGACUGGACAGCUAGCAGAGCAGGAGGCUACUUAUUCAAGUGAGGCUGCAGGUCUCAAGCGACUCGUCGAAAUGAUGGAGGCGCGCGAAGCGGAGGCGAAGGCGGUUGUUGAUAGCAUAGAGCGAGAUUGGGCUGCCGUGAACGACAAAGCAGACAGACGAGAAACUGUGCUGAAGGAAGAGAUUGAGGAGCAAAGGCAGAGGGCUGAAGAAGCGGAAAGGAAAGUGGAGGAGCUCGAAACGGUCUUGGACAGAGUGGACAGAGGCGAAUUUCCCAUACCCUCUUCUGUUCUUGACGGGGCGACCCCUAGUACUCCCGCUCGUCGUCCCGGUACACCAUCCAUGACGAGCGGUACACCGGACUUCUUGACGCAAGGUAUGAUGGGUCUCAGUCCAACUGUUGCUAUGGCUAGUCGGGCGCAGAGGAGCGGCAAGACAUUCACGGAGGUGUAUGCUGAUUAUGUACGGUUACAAGAAGAGUUUGCUAAGAAGUCCGCGGAAUUCGACAACAUGGACCGCACAUUAUCAGCCGUCCUUGCCCAGAUUGAGGAACGGGCUCCAAUACUGUCUCAGCAGCGGGCCGAGUACGAAAGGCUGCAAUCGGAGGCGUCUCAGCUUGCAUCACAGCUAGCGCAGGCUUUGUCUGAACGUGAUAUGUAUGCAUCAGCGUCAGAGGAGAAUUCGCAAAAGCUCUCGAAGAGCUCGAAAGAGAACGAUCUACUCCAGAAGCAGUUGGACGACCUUGGCCGCCAGCUGCGAGUCCUUCUCAAAGAAGUUGGUCGGCUACAUGAUUCAUCUAUUCCACCAGAUGAUGAACUUGACCUUGAUGAGAACACACGACCUGCAGAGAAUAUUGAGGCGGUCAUCACGAAUAACUUGGUCUUAUUCCGCUCGAUUCCUCAACUACAAGAGCAGAACCAAAAGCUGCUGAAAAUUGUGCGCGAAUUGGGUUCUAAGAUGGAAUCUGAGGAGAAGGAGUAUCGGGAUGCGCUGGAGAAAGAGCAGAGUGAAGCGGUUCGGGAAGCACAUGAGGCGAUCAAGCAGCUCCAAGAGCAACUGGAAAGUCACAAAAAGAGUGGAGAAGUUACGAUUCAGGCCUACAUGAAGGAGCGCGAUUCGUUACGUGCUAUGCUGUCCAGGGACCGCUCCACUGAACAACCUCCGCCCAUGGUUAAUGGAGACGUACACAGCGAGCUGGAUUCUUCUGGAUCACAUUCUCAUUUGGAGAAGGAGCUGGCCGAAGUUCAUAGUCAAUUCGAAGCAUAUAAGGCUGAGAUGGGCGUCGACUCUGGCCGCCUACGGGAAGAGGUCCUGACCGCGCAGAGGGAGGCCGGUAGACUUGGUGCCGCUCUCGCCAAAGCCAACGCUCAAGUGGAGUUUUUGAACGAGCGCCAUCGCAUGAUUCAAGAGCAAAGUAUCGCCCAGAGUCGUGAACUCGAUAACAUGUCGAAACGCAACCAGCAAUUGUACGACCAGUACACCCGUAUUGACAUCGAAUGCAACCGGGUAUCGGAAGAGUUGCUCACGGCAAACAGCAUAACAGAACAAUUGCGUAGUGAAUGCGCAAAUCUGCGUGCGGAGAAGAAGAUCUGGGAGAGUGUUCAAACCCGCCUGGUGGAGGAGAACCGCAUCCUUACCGUGGAACGCUCUCAUCUGUCUGACCUCAUGGGCAAUGUCCAGAAGAUGCAUAGUGAUUUAGAGCGCUCGGGAGAGAAUGAUCGACGACGUCUUGAGAAUCAAAUCAAGAUGUUAGAGAACCAGACGCAAGAUCUGCGGAGCCAAUUGAGCCAGGAGCGUGAAGCCCUACGGCAUAUUGACCUCCAAAAGGACAUUGAAGUGAAGGAGCUUCAGUCUCGAAUGGAAAAGGCUUCCCAAGAGUUCGCUAAGACACGCGAAGCUCUCGUUGCCGCAGAGACUAGCAAAAAACAUCUAGAAGAACGCGUCGAGGACCUAGUUCGUCAACUUCAAGGUAAUGAGGAGAAAUUGGCCGUGUAUGAGCGUAGAGCUACUGGUGUAAACGGCGUUGCCCAACGUCCCGACGAAGACUUGACGCGAGAGCAGCAGCUUGAGGCUGAAGUUGCCGAGCUUCGCUCUGCGUUGAAAGUUGCUCAAGUUGACCUCACAGCUGCUAGAAGUCAUGUCCAGCAGUUCCAGGAGAUUAGUCAAGCGAACGAAGCUGCACUGGCGACACUUAACUCUACGCAUGACGAAUAUAAGGCAGCUACCGAUGCCGAACUCGCUAAAAGCACGUCGGAGUAUAACGCUCUUCAAGAACGGUUUCAAACGAUACAACAGGAACUGGAGCAAUUGUCGGAGAAGAAUCUGGAGCUACGUCGCUCUCUUGAGACCGAGCGGAUCGCUUGGACCCAAGAUCGAAAGACUCUUGAAGACACGAUCGUCGACAUGAGUGCAUCAGAGCGAAAUUCUGAGAACGAUCGUGCGUCGCGCGAAAGUGAGGUGAGGCAACAAGUAGAGCGGGCAAAGGCUGCUGAGGACCGCUACAGUCGGGAAGUAAUGGCCCACGCUGAUGCUCUGAAGGUCGUAGAUGAGCUAAAGGAGCAAUUGUCGAAGUCCCAACAUUCGCUCAGGACAGCCACGACUGCAUACGAGACAGCGCAAGCGAAACUUAUUACCUCAGAAACUAGUUGGAAGCAGCAGAAAGACGCUUUAGACAAGGAGAUUGCUGAUUUGAACGCAAGAUGUAAGGACUUGGGAUCUCAGAAUGGCCUCCUUCACCAGCACCUGGAAUCCGUCAGCUCCCAAGCGGCUCGAAUCAGGCAGGCCGCAGAUUCUACUUCUGACACGGCUGUCGGAGAGCCCGAUUCGACAGAUGCAGAUGCAAAGUACUCCGAACUACGUGCUGUAAUAACUUACCUCCGCAGAGAGAAGGAGAUAGUCGACUUGCAAUUAGACCUAAGCAAGCAGGAGACGACAAGGUUGAAAACCCAGGUCGACUACCUUUCACACAAUCUAGAGGAAACUCGCAGAGCUUUAUCUGAGGAACGCGAGCGAGCUGUGGAGACAGCUUCUUCCGAAGCGCAACAUGUUGAGCUUUUGGAGAGAAUCAACCAACUCACCAUUCUGCGCGAAAGCAAUGCUACUCUCCGGGCUGAUUGUGACAGGCACGCCAAGCGAGCAAGAGAGUUGGACACCAUGCUUAAACAGAUAUCGGGAGAGCUUGACCCCGCUAAGGAGCAGCUUCGCAUCGCUCAGGCAGAACUAGAGGCAAAAGACCAUCAAAUCGAACACCUUGAACAAGAAAGUCAGAGGUGGAAGGAACGCAAUUCACAGCUUCUCAGCAAGUAUGAUCGCAUCGACCCCGCCGAAGUGCAAUCUCUUAAAGACGAAAUUGAGAGGCUCAAAGUACAGAAAGACGAGUUAGAGAAAGCAAUUUCUGAGCGAGAUCAGCGUCUAACUGUCCAAGAUGAAAAGGCGGUCUCGAUGCAGCGGACUAUCGACAGAAACAAGGAGAUUGGAAUUCAGAACAACCAGAAAUUCCGUGCCAGUUUCGAAAGGUUCAACGCUGAAAAAGCGCAGAUGACAAGCGAAAUAGAUGGACUGAAAGCUCAGAUUCAAGCCCUAACAUCAGAGCGAGAUGAGCUAAAGGAUCGAUCACGGAGCGCGCCUACCAUGGCUAGCGUGCAUGAUUUAUCUGAGGAAGUUGAUGCUCUACGGAGAGACAAAGUUACACUAGAGCAAUCGCUCGCAGAUGCUCAAUCGCGGCAAGCAAGUUUCAACGACGUGGAAGCUACAAUUGCGACGUUGAGGGAAGAGCGCGACAAGCUGCUUGCAGAAAAGUCGUCAUGGAAUGUCCCAGUCUCAGAUGGUGCCAAUCAAUUAGACCUGCAGCGACAAUGGGAUGGAGAGAAAGCUGAACUGAUUCGAAGUCGGGAAGAUGUAAUCGCUCAGGCAAAGGCAGCGACGGAACAAGCACAGAAGGCAGUAGAGGAGGCAAAAAAUCUUCGCUUGUCGAAUGAGAAAUUCCAAGCAAAGAUUCAGGAUUUGUCGAAGGGACGAGCUGCGGACAGUGAACGUGCAGCUGCUCAACAACAAGCUGCCGUCGACGCGGCAGUGGAGAAGCUGCGAGCUGAACUGCAAGUUGUUUCCUCUUCGACUAGCUCAGAUGAGGUUGCCGCUCGCCACGCCCGCGAACUGCAGGAGCUUGAGGAGCGAUUGACUACGCGACAUCGAGAAGAGUUGAAAGCUGCAGUAGAGGCUGCUAUUGCGCAAGGACAAACGCAUGCAUCGGUCUCUAGUCCUGAUGUUGAUCAAGCCGUCCAGGCCGCUGUCGCUGCCAACGAGGCCAAAUUGAAAGAGCAGCACGAGCAGGAACUUGCAGGUGCGGUUGAGCGAGGUCGAAUGGAACAAGCUGCGAAGACGAAGUUGAAGGAUCACCAACUGGUCAGGGCGCAGGCUAAACUCAAGGAACUUGAGGGGCAGAUGCAAGAGUUGAGAAAAAAUGGUGUUAUACCCCAAGCACCCCCUCCGGCUACUACGACUGCCAAACCGAUGGCAGCUGCCCCUGCGAGUGCUUCAACUUCCAAACCCGCGAUCAAUGCGCCUGCGGCUGCUGUCGCGCAAAGAACUUUGCCUCGGAAACCAUCCUUGGGUCAUCCCACUGCUGAAGGACUGGGUCGCGGAAGAGGUGCUGUUCGUGGUGUUGCACGAGGUGGACUUGCAAUCCGUGGAACAGCAGGAGUAGGGCGCGGUGCUGCUCCUGCAGCUUCAGCUCCCCCCGCAGACGGAACAACCGGGGAGGUUUCGAUAGUGGGAGCAGCAGGAAAGCGCGCAAGGGAGGAAGGAGAAACCGCCCCCGAUGACUCAUUGGCAAAACGUCUCAAACCGGCGGAAGGAAGCAGUAAACCGGUGACAUUGCGACGAGAUCGUGUUCCUCCGCCUCCAUGA
Messenger RNA from Fibroporia radiculosa, 5664 nucleotides. RefSeq lists its product as uncharacterized. Gene Ontology annotation, biological process: protein import into nucleus; mRNA export from nucleus. The coding region runs from base 1 to 5664 and encodes 1887 amino acids. Lineage: Eukaryota; Fungi; Basidiomycota; Agaricomycetes; Polyporales; Fibroporiaceae. The record is from RefSeq and is a predicted model, not a curated record. Gene Ontology annotation, molecular function: structural constituent of nuclear pore. Gene Ontology annotation, cellular component: nuclear pore. The transcript has 18 exons.